CAACUCUCAUCGGCGUUAGUGGCAAAUAUGGAGGGCUUCUGCAUCAAGUGCCACAUUGUCAUUCCACAGAUCCAGGGAGAAUACUGUUUCAAAUGCGGGACUAGACUCUUCGUUCGGCCUUCGGAGAGCCAGAUCGGUUUCGCUACCGAUCUCGUGGUAGGGACUCCUGCUACCGUGGAUGUCGGACCUCCCAGUGGUGAAGACUCCACAGACUUCCCACGCGCCGCUGAGACGCGCGGCGUCCUCCCUUUCCUUGAACCCAAGUCGACCGACGGCACCAAUUAUCCUCCUCUUCAAAGUCAACUGAGCGGAGCUGGGGACGAGGACACAAUUCUUGUUCGUCGUCGAACCAUCCCGGACCGCAUCCAACCAGACAUCGAUUCGGGACUACGCGUACAGAGUACACAAGGCAUUGGAUUACAAGAGCUAGGACGAAUCGACCGCCACAAUUUGGAACAAUCCUAUGCUGAACAGCCUCCGAAAGGAGAAGCAGUCAACCGAAGCACCUUUCCGUCGUAUAGUUUUGUCAACCGGAUCCCUCGUUCGAGGGAUGCUCGUUCUCGAUCGCCAGCAAGACUAGGAAGUGAAGAGCUCGGCAGCCGACAUAGAGACCAUCGACAUUCCUCCACAUCGCUGUAUUCAGACAGCAGGGCCCGCGGCUCUCCCACCCCGGUGACCAGUUUGGAAGAACUUAGUUUAGAUGAGACCAUCACGCCGGCACGAUUGACACACAUGAAAAGAGCCAUCUCAAACCUGAAAACGAGCAAGUUCUCCGAGAACUUCAGAAAACCGGUAGACUAUGUGGCGCUCAGCCUGCCAUCCUAUCCGAAGAUCAUAAAAACCCCGAUUGACCUGGAAACAAUCGAUCGGAAGUUGAAGGACAAGCGGUACACCAUGCUUUCCGAAUUCGUCGCCGAUUUCGGCUUGAUCGUCGACAACUGCGCCCGAUUCAACGGACCAGAGCAUAGCAUUACGCAAAUAGGCAGGAAGAUGCAGAUGGGUUUCCGAAACCAGAUGCGAAAACUCCCGCCAGCUACAACUCACUGAGUUGUAAAGCGAGGAGUGAGAAUUGGAUAAGCAAGGCAAAUUCAGGAAGAAGUGGAGAAAGGACUACCAAAGGAGAUUCUUGGGAUGAGAUGAAUCAGGUGGAUUUGUCUGUCCAGUUGAGAAACCACAGUGGCCCAUUGCUGGACAAUGGACACAAAGAUGGGCAGACCACACAUAAAAACGUGAGGAGGGCUGGGAUCUUCUCGUUGAUAAUACAUGUGAUAUCCACGUGGCCAUCUCCGAGCGAUUGAAUGGGACGCAUGGAGCUUUGGCGUAUCCAGCGCUUGAAGGUCAACCCUGGUGCAGACAGAGGCGAAAACGUUG
This is a messenger RNA of Exophiala xenobiotica, 1371 nucleotides long. RefSeq lists its product as uncharacterized. Gene Ontology annotation, biological process: chromatin remodeling; regulation of DNA-templated transcription. Lineage: Eukaryota; Fungi; Ascomycota; Eurotiomycetes; Chaetothyriales; Herpotrichiellaceae. The record is from RefSeq and is a predicted model, not a curated record. Bases 28 to 1047 code for a protein of 339 amino acids. Gene Ontology annotation, cellular component: nucleus; chromatin. The transcript has a single exon.